CAAGGAUAUCGAAGGAGAGGGUUCUGAUAACCAACUAUCCGCCUCACUAUAUAACUCUAGACAUGGCCCUCAACAAUGUAGCCAUAUCGCCCACAAGAUGACUCGAACUACGUCUACAACUGACCACUGGCGCACGCUCGUUGCCCGAAAGCGCGAACAGCUGGAUGCACAGAUCCCCUCCGAAUGGCGUCUACCUCAGAAGUUUCUAGCGGCAGUCCCCGCCAAUGGCCGACUCAUUGACGCUGAUGUUAUCCGUGGCAGUGGUAUUCUUUCGGACCUUGAGCUGGACAUUACACAAAACUAUUCCGCAGGCGAGCUGCUAGUGAAUCUGUCAAAGGGGGUCAUAAGCUCUGUGGAAGUGACCACGGCGUUCUGCAAACGGGCAGCCAUUGCUCAGCAGCUUACAUCAUGUUUGACCGAACAUUUCUUCCAACGGGCUAUUGAGCGCGCUCAAUUCCUGGAUGACUAUUUCCAGCGAGAGAAGAAACCACUCGGGCCUCUACACGGCCUUCCUAUUAGCAUCAAGGAUAGUUUCUGUGUGGAGGGGAUUCCGAGUACCGUCGGAUAUGUCUCAUUCAUGGAAAAGGGACCGGCUUCGCAUAAUUCAGCUAUCGUUGACAUGCUACUCAAUCUCGGCGCUGUCCUAUAUGUUAAGACGAAUAUCCCACAGACGAUGAUGACAGGAGACUCCGAUAACAAUAUAUUCGGUCGUACCCUGAACCCCCACAACAUUCAUUUGACUGCCGGCGGGUCAAGUGGAGGGGAGGGUGCUCUCGUAGCAUUUCGCGGCUCCAUUCUAGGAAUCGGUACUGAUAUCGCAGGAUCAAUUCGCAUUCCAUCCCUCUGCUGCGGGGUUUAUGGUUUCAAACCUACCAUCGACCGCAUCCCCUGGGGCGGCCAGGUCGCCGAUCUAGCCAUGGAAGGCAUUCCUGGUCUCAAACCCUCUGCCGGCCCACUCGCUCAUACUCUGGACGAUCUCGAACUAUUCAUGUCCACUAUUCUAAACGCCGAACCCUGGAAAUAUGACUGCACCGCCAGCGCAGCACCAUGGUAUCCACAACCCUCUGGCGAUCAACCCAGGCAGCUUACCAUCGGUGUCCUCCCCGAGAGCAAGGACUUCCCGCUCCAUCCUCCCGUCAAAAGAACACUGCAGACUGCUAUAACUGCCCUGCAACAAAAGGGACACCGGGUCUUGCAGCUCCCCGAGGAUCCCGCCCUGGACAUCGCAUACGCAAAUCGACUCGCAUUUCAAUAUUUCAUUUACGGCCCACACAUUGAUCACAUCGCAUCCAGCGGCGAACCGCCCGUGCCAUCCGUAGCGAAGAUGUCUUCACCAAUGUUCACGGGCCCAUUCCCGGUAAGCAUGGACCUACCCCCAUUUGAGACGAUCGACGCAUUGCACGUUGCUCGACAGGGAUAUGCAGAUGCCUGGCGAAAGACCUGGGUGGAGAACAGCCUGGAUGUCCUUCUUGCGCCAGGGGCCCAGAAUACGGCUGUUCCGCAUGAUACCUUUGGAUGGCCACCUUAUACGUUGGUCUGGAAUUUACUUGAUUAUCCUGCUUGCAUUAUUCCGUACGGCAAGGCUUCACAGCAGCUUGAUUAUGACCCGAUGGCCGUUACUGAUGGUGUUCAGCCUAGUUAUGAUCCGGAUGCUGUCGAUGGAGCUCCCUGUGCUAUCCAGGUUAUUGCGCCUCGAUUCCAGGACGAGAAGUGUCUUGCGGCUGCGCGGAUUAUUGACCGGGACAUUCAGUGA
Molecule: messenger RNA, 1753 nt
Organism: Aspergillus ibericus CBS 121593
Lineage: Eukaryota; Fungi; Ascomycota; Eurotiomycetes; Eurotiales; Aspergillaceae
Gene: gmdB
Product: general amidase GmdB
Exons: 5
Coding region: 98-1753 (551 amino acids)
Source: RefSeq, a predicted model, not a curated record